Messenger RNA from Camelina sativa (false flax), 950 nucleotides. Its product is annotated as zinc finger protein 6. Gene Ontology annotation, cellular component: nucleus. The record is from RefSeq and is a predicted model, not a curated record. Gene Ontology annotation, biological process: gibberellic acid mediated signaling pathway; cytokinin-activated signaling pathway; trichome morphogenesis. Gene Ontology annotation, molecular function: transcription cis-regulatory region binding; DNA-binding transcription factor activity. Lineage: Eukaryota; Viridiplantae; Streptophyta; Magnoliopsida; Brassicales; Brassicaceae.
AUGCAAACUCAGGGGUUGAUCUCAUUUUAAGUCUUUAAUCUCAUUUUUCCAUUUUCAAGAAAACUUUUUAUAUCUGUCUCUCUCUAUCUCUCUCUCUUUGUACAUAAACAUUUAUAGAUAAACUCGCAUAUAUGGCGACUGAAACAUCAUCUUCUUUGAAGCUCUUCGGUAUAAACCUACUAGAACCGACGACGUCGGAUCAAAACCGGUCACCCCAACCAAGACCCGAAUCCGGAUCCGGAUCCGAGUCACGUAAGUACGAGUGUCAAUAUUGUUGUAGAGAGUUUGCUAACUCUCAAGCUCUUGGUGGUCACCAAAACGCUCACAAGAAAGAGCGUCAGCUUCUAAAACGUGCACAGAUGCUAGCCACUCGCGGUUUGCCACGUCAUCAUAGUUUUCACCCUCACACGAAUCCACUUCUCUCCGCCUUUGCACCGUUGCCUCAUCUCCUCUCUCAGCCGCAUCCUCCGCCGCAUAUGAUGAUGUCUUCUUCUUCCUCGAGUGCUAAGUGGCUUUACGGUGAGCACAUGCCGUCACAAAACCCCGUUGGUUACUUUCAUGGUGGAAGGGGACUUUACGGGGGAGGGACUGAGUCUAUGGCUGGAGAAGUUAAAGCUCACGGUGGUUCUUUGCCAGUGAUGAGGAGGUUCGCCGGAGAGAGUGAUCGUAGUAACGGAGUCAAGUUAGAGAAUGGUAUUGGGCUGGACCUCCAUUUAAGUCUUGGGCCAUGAAUGACCCAGUCAAAAUUAAAAUAUUACUAUUGGGAUUUCAUUUUUAUAGAGUUUUUUUUUUCUUUUCUUAAUUUUAGUUGAAAUUGGUGAUUACUAUUUUUUCUCUUACUUUACCAAAUCUCAUAUUCUAUGUAUGCGUUUGCUUUCGCUUUUUUUUUUUUUAAAUAUAUUCUUCUUGUAAAAAUGCAAUGUGAAUUAUUUACCCUAUCAUUCUGUUAA